CAUAUGAAAAGUAAUCAGUUGACAGAUGUGCAAAAAUCACAUGUUUUUUUUUUAAAUAUAUGAAAAAUCGGCACGCAUUUGACAAUUUUGUCCUAGAAGGUCGAGUUCACUAAUAGCAGCAAGGACUUUUUGCUGGAAAUUUAAUUUUUUAUUGAUAAAACAUAAAAAAAAUGUUUUCCAGGUGUAUCAGGCCAACUCUUAUUUCUGCCAGAAAUUUUUCAACUUCCAAGCAGAACAAUUAUAAAGUCGCCGUAUGUGGAGCUGCAGGAGGAAUUGGGCAACCACUUUCUUUACUGUUGAAAAUCAAUCCCCUUGUUUCUGAAUUAUCUUUGUAUGAUAUUGUACACACCCCAGGUGUAGCUGCUGAUUUGUCUCAUAUUGAGACCGCAGCGAAAGUUAAAGGGUUCAAUGGACCAGAUAAUCUUUUGGAAGCCUUGAAAAAUGCUGAUGUUAUUAUAAUUCCAGCUGGUGUUCCCAGGAAACCUGGAAUGACUAGAGAUGAUCUCUUUAACACAAAUGCUGGAAUUGUGAGGGAUCUUGCAAAAGCAGCAGCUCAGGUUGCUCCUAAUGCAUUGAUUGGUAUAAUCACCAAUCCGGUUAAUUCAGCUGUACCAAUUGCGUGCGAAGUAUUGAAAAAGGCUGGAAAACUUGACCCCAGACGUGUCUUCGGUAUUUCAACUUUAGAUAUUGUAAGAGCUAACACUUUCAUUGCUGAAGCCAAAGGAUUAAAUCCUAAAGAUGUAAACAUACCUGUUAUUGGAGGUCAUUCUGGUGUGACCAUUAUUCCUUUGAUUUCAAGAGCUACCCCAUCAGUAAGUUUUCCAGAGGACCAACUAAAAGCCUUGACCACAAGAAUCCAAGAAGCUGGUACUGAGGUUGUUAAAGCCAAAGCUGGAGCUGGAUCAGCUACAUUGUCAAUGGCCUAUGCUGGAGCGCGUUUCGCCAACUCUUUAUUGAGAGGACUGAACGGAGAAUCGAACGUUAUUGAACCCGCCUACGUCAUUUCCGAUGUCACAGAAGCAGAAUAUUUUUCAACUCCUUUGAUACUAGGCAAAAAUGGUAUCGAAAAGAACCUAGGAUUAGGAAACCUCAGUGACUAUGAACAACAAUUAUUGAAAGCGGCCAUUCCCGAAUUGAAAAAGAACAUUCAAGCUGGAGUCGAAUUCGCCAACAAGUAAACAAACUUUACAAAAAAAAAAUCCUUUUACACAAACAAAUACAAAUAGUAUAUGGUUACCUCUAGGUCCUAAACGGGUAACUACUUUUUAAACGAAAUUUUAUAUGACCG
Molecule: messenger RNA, 1288 nt
Organism: Sitophilus oryzae (rice weevil)
Lineage: Eukaryota; Metazoa; Arthropoda; Insecta; Coleoptera; Curculionidae
Gene: Mdh2
Product: malate dehydrogenase, mitochondrial
Exons: 8
Coding region: 171-1178 (335 amino acids)
Biological process (GO): carboxylic acid metabolic process; tricarboxylic acid cycle
Cellular component (GO): mitochondrion; cytoplasm
Molecular function (GO): L-malate dehydrogenase (NAD+) activity
Source: RefSeq, a predicted model, not a curated record